Fusarium graminearum PH-1 is the source of this 3927-nucleotide messenger RNA. RefSeq lists its product as uncharacterized. The transcript is spliced from 3 exons. Lineage: Eukaryota; Fungi; Ascomycota; Sordariomycetes; Hypocreales; Nectriaceae. The record is from RefSeq and is a predicted model, not a curated record. Bases 1 to 3927 code for a protein of 1308 amino acids.
AUGGAGCUUCCGGAUCAUCCUCAUCAACACAAUCCAUUGACAACACAAGACCCAACCCAAAUGGCUUGCGAAGGAAGAAGCCAUCACUUUCUGGUGACAGCAACACUACCCGCAACGGUUCUUCCCGAACGGAUUCUUCCUCUUCUUCAGCCCAGCACAAACGACAUGGCUCCGUUGAGCCUGUCACCAGUCAUCUACCCUGAACUGGACCGUUAUCGAAACAUUCGACGACCCUCGGAUGGCUCAGAUAACCGAAUCGAGGUCCCAUUUCGCUUAGCCACACACGACCUGCCGCCCCCAACUCCAGCCAGCCUAUUAUUCUCUGGGACUAGUGGAAGCCCUUCUACAAGGUUCUCCGAGUCACCUGGACCGGGGCCUUAUAGUCGCGACACCACGCCAACUUCAAUUGCAUCCCAAUCGCCUUGUCUACUUGCACCUGUUCGCAGCAAUCAGAAUAAGGGUCGGCUUCAAAGCCCUGUUCUCUUGAACAGACCUCCUGUCACCCGAAGGACAACUGGAAAUGAAGUCGAGGCUAUCCCUAUCGACCCUCAUGGUCUAGCAGCCGUGAGGGAGUCUCUUACUUCUUCGUCAUCCAACUCAACUGUUCGAGAAGCCACCAUCAUCAAGAAGAAGACUAAGAACCUGCCUCCACCGCCCCCAAGCCCUCCACCACGCAAGUCUUCACAGUACUUCCGGGAAGAUACUUCGUCACCGAAGUCGGUGCGUAAGGUGUCAAGGCCUGUUUUGCGAUCACCUUCUCCUGAGAGAAAUGCUGAUACCUCAGCUUCACCAAGAUCCAAUCCCCCUUCACGACCCAGCAGAGAUGGCACUCCCGACAUGCACUCCCAGUUGUUCAAUCCGGUGCCAAUCAUUCACAGCAACCUUUCUACCCAGUCUCUCCCAACCGAGCGACGAGGAAGUGAGAUAUACGCUCAACCCGCGGCUAAGCCUGCCGCCGAGUUAAAGAAGGGAAAGGGUAUUGAGCCACCUCGAAUGACACGCACACCGAGCCCACACGUGUCCAGCUCCUCUUUCUCACGAUUCUUUGGUCGCAGAAAGAAUUCUAGCACAGUACAACCUGAGAAGCCAGAGAAGGAGAAGAAGCUUAUUCGCAAGGGCCCAGCAGCUGGCACUGGCCAUGAAGGUUAUGGACGACUCGGCGCUGCCAAGAGACGAAGUGGCAGUGUCAGCAACGUGACUCGCAACCAGGCGUCCCAAGAACCUCGGUCUAGCAAUGAUUCAUUUUUGUCAGACCGUAUGAACCCAGUGGUCAUCGCUGGAGGUGAGGUUGUCGAGAACCGAAACGCCAGUUCUGAAAUCUCCCGAAAUGGAAGUUCCCAGAGUUUGGCACAUGAUGAUGCAAGGCUGGGUAGUUCUCAGUUGCCAGUCUCUCACCAGAAGCCCCGAAACACUCUCUGGCCCUCGCCCAUGUCACGUCCUGCUCAUCCUGCUUUUGGAGCUCGUCGACCCUCUGAGAGCAGUGACUCCGAAGGUCCUGCGAUGAAGUCAACACUUGCCUUCCGACGAUCGGUUCAGCGUUUGCGCGCCUCCCCCGACGACCCUCUGAAGCUGCCUCAGCCUAUCAACACUUCCGGCUAUGCAUCUUCACCCAUGACUAGCUUCGACACUAGCAUCAUGUCUGAUGAUUCUCACUUUGAACUGCAGCGAGAGAUUUCAUAUGAGGUAAGGUCGCAUCCUGCGCCAAAGAAACUUGUCAAGAGGCCUCGCUCGCCUCGCAAGUGGAACCUGUUUGGCAGAUCAACACAAAGCCAGCAGAACAAGCAGGGUGAGCAGGUUUCUGCUACUGUCAAGGUGGUCGAGAAGAAGCCCUUGGCCUUCUACGCCAUGAUGGACUCAUCGGAACAGGAAGACAGUGAGCCGAUGGACAUUCAGGAUGUCCUGAGGGCCGCUGAGGUCUAUUCCAAGUCGCCUAGUGUUGGUAACACUCCUGAGCUAUCCCAGGGUACACCAGAGAUGCGAUCGUCAAGUGACUCUCUGGCACGACCUGCAGCUCCUGUGCUAUCCUCAAGAAGGGCGAGCGCUGAGGUCAGGGCCAAGACAUGGGUCCCUGUUAUUCAACAUGGUGCGGCGCCAAAGAAGCUUACUCUCCAGCCUAGUGCACAGCCAACCGUACCAACUGUCACCACUGGUCGUCGAAGCAGACUUCCUCAGGUUGGAAGAAUCCCCAAGGUUGUAAGCAAUCGUCCUGAGCAUGAACAUGUAUCUCCCAUGAGCUUCUCCCGACCCUUCCGAGCUAGCAUGCACUUGGCUCCUGAGAACCUUGUGGUCUAUGAUCCAGAGUCGGUUGCCAAGGGUCCUUCUCCUUCUAGACCCUCCACUCCUGUUCCAGAACUCACCACCGACGGUUCAACAGCGGGAAGCACCAACAACCCUUCCUCUCGGGACUCUAUUCCUCCUGAACUGAACAGAGUGGAGAAGGAGUUCCUGGCCUUCUCGCCCCGCAAGGACUCUGAGAGCACCAUUGGCACAUCCAGCUCGAGCUGUUCUGGUAUUCUCGCAUUCUCCGGCUCCACAGCUGUCAUUCCACAACCCAAUGAUCCACCUGUAGAAGAUGAGGUGUGGGAUGAGUAUGAUGACCUUCUCGAGGACGACGUCGCCAAGCCACUUCCUUCGGCAACGUCCUCAAGAGGCACUCCAUUCCAUCUUGAGACUUACGAGACGAAGCUAGCUAGCAAGGAGAAGCCUCUGGAGUCGCCAACAAUUACCUUUGACAAGAAGGCGAUUCGUCAAUCCAAGGCAACGACCAUCUCUAGCACCUGCAGCGCUGAUAUGACUGAACGCCUGAGAGCGGCUUUCCAGCCUCACCCAAGCCCAACCACUCCCUUCCCGGCUGUAGACCUUGUCCCAAGCAACGGUGAAAAAGACACUGAAGCGGCUACAGCUGUUGAGAUGUCACGACAAAGCAGUCGAUCGUCUCGCAAGACAAGGCGAUCUGAUGCAAGCUCCUCUUCAGAAGAUGGAUCGCCACUUGCACAGGUCAACCUCAGAGUAGGAUCAAUGACAGUAAGCAAGUGGCUGACCUUUGGCCAUGUCCUCUUCAGCGACGUUCGUCAUGAACUUGUUCCCGUUGAAGGUUCGCUGAAGCGACACUCCAUCUUGGUAAUUGACGGACUUGGUAACGAUGAUUGGUCUUUCUACGCUGCCGAAACAUACCCGGCUGCUACCUUCUUCAAUCUGUCUCCUCGCGCCCCUCUCCCUGAAGACUUGAAGAGUGCUUCGUCAAGCUUCCCACUCAGUCCCCCGAACCAUCACCAGAUCCAGUACAACUCUCAUCUCGACAAGUUCCCCUUUGCCCCUCAGAGCUUCACUGCUGUUGUGUACCGAUUCCCCGUCGCAGCACCCGAAGCUUACUACCGCAGCAUUCUCACGGAAGCUCGCCGCGUGCUGAAGCCUGGCGGUUUCAUCGAGCUGUCCAUUCUCGAUGUUGACCUCAACAACAUGGGCAAUCGGGGUCGACGAACCGUUCGCCAUCUCAAGGAGAGAAUCAAUGAGAAGACUCCGGAUACCAGCCUUGGGUCCACCGCAGAUCUCAUUGUGCGCCUGCUUGGUAAGGUUGGUUUCACCACAAUCAAGGCAGCGCGUGUGGGCGUGCCUGUGGCAAGCACCGCCACUCGCUCGAACGGCAAGACCGAGAAGGGCAAAGGCAAGGCCGCUGCCGACCAGCCAAGCCUGUCCGAGAUGAUGAGCGACAACAGCCCCUUGGCCGACGAGGGUAUCACCAAGAUGGUCAGCCGCGUUGGCCGAUGGUGGUACACUCGAUGCUACGAGAACGCAGCAGAAAACACUUCUGGGAAGAGCAUCUGGAGCGACAAGUCUCUUCUCUCCGAGUCUGAAGAGCUUGGUACAAGCCUCAAGCUCAUGGUUUGUUGCGCACGAGCUCCUCUCGAGCGCAUCACCAGUGUCUAA